UCGAGUUACGAUAAUCCGUCGAUAGACGAAACACACAGGAAAACGACAACUAAGACCUCCAUUUUCUUCAAUGGAUUCCUAUUACAAAUUUAGCUUACAGAUCCCCAGAUAUAUUAUCGCUAUCAGUACUGAAUGGUUAUCAGCUGAAGAUGUACAGGUAUUUCAGCGUCUAGCCCAGUCCUUGUGCACCAAUGAGGAGAGAUGCAGUCAUUUACCUACACCUGAGCGCUCUACAAGGACUACUAAUGAAUCUUCUAGUUCCAUCGGCCCUGAGACUGUCAAACACGGACCCGUUGACAACGUUUGGAUCAACGUUGUUGUGCCUGAAUACAAGGACUCGUCCGAACCUACCACCGCAGACACUGUCUUCCAUUCCGGAUGGAGCAGGGUGCACGAGCAGGACAUUGAAGUCGAUGAAGACGGCCAGCAGGCGGUCUUCGCCGAAAUGAGACAAAAGUUUGGGAAAGCAAGAAGCAACAUGGAAAGUCUUUCCGUAACUAAAAUGAGAGAGUACACAGGAUUGGUAGCAUCUGAGCUGGAUAAUAUUGCAGAUGAACUCCCUGUUGGAGGCUAUCUCCUAGAUGUCGUUUGGCUCAUGCCCACCAUCACCGACUUCCCCAUCCUAGAGCGGCCGGACGCCUUCCUCUUCUCCGUGCUGCGACGCCUGGAGGUGUGGCACAAUGCUCGGGUGACCAUCAUGCUAGGGAAGGGUCUGGAGGGCAUAGACCACCCCUCCCUCGUCCACUGGAAGACCUUCAUCGAGAGCAGGGUGGUGGAGCUGAGGGCGUCACCGGACGGCACGGACACCAAGGUGGAGGAUAUCUUGUCACAGUCUGCCUCUCUGGCAUGGCAAGGUCAAGUCAAGUACAUCUCAAGUAGAGGUACAGCCUUUCCCCCAUGGCCAGGGUUCAGUCUGCAUCGUCUUGCCGAUGACAGCCAUAGAUCAGAGCCUUUCAUUGAGAUUCUCAAUCCCAACGCUAAUCCUCAGCAAGACGCCACUGGUAGCCAGCCUUCAAUGGAUGACUCUUUCAUUUCGCUAUCAAACCAUGAAUUAAAGUCCAAGUAUGUCGUCAACGAGACCCUAGAAUUCAUGCAUCUUGCCAAUCUGCAUGAGAUCCCAUCUUGGUUCAUCUUGCCCGGAAAAUUUGAACUACGGCUGAGAGAUAAAGAGAAGCGCCAGCGCUACUCUCGAUCACGGUUCUGGAUGCGCUACCUGACCCAUCGGUUGCCCGGUGAUGGUCAGGGAGCUAUAUGUCAGCUGAGCUGUCUGGAGGUAGAUGGUCCUGUUCCAGAGGCACAGAGUGUAGGCCUGAGUACCCAGGUCUGGACUAGUGACAUCACCUCUGAUCCACUCCAUCCUACAGUUCCUAAUGUGCAAUUGAAAGGCACUCGGCAUACAUUCUUCUUCCUGGUCCAUGGGGACAGGAGAGGGAGGUGUAUAGCCCUGCCGCUUGUCUCCCCCUUUAUGCUGAAUGGAGCAGCCCAUGCCUUAUUAGCUUGCCAUGAAGAAGAGGAACGUUCCACUCAAGAUGAAGAAGUAGCCCAACCUGCGAGGGAGGUGUUGAACUCUCUCUCCACCAUCAGCGGCCGUCAGUUAGGCGAGGAGGAAGAGGAACUAGCCAAGAUGCAGGUCAAAGCACUAGCAAUGGUUAUAGAGAAAAUCCGUUCAGAGGGGCUUGAGAUCAACGUGACACCAUCGCUCCUCAUUUUCCUCUUCAACUACACAAGAAAGGUGUUCUACGAAGGAUACAGCAUCAGUGAUGACAUAUCCAGCCCUACAACUCAAAGCCCUUCAGAGGACACUUCCAUCGCAUCAUCGGAACGAGGAGCGCCCUCACAGACACAGAUUGGACAUGGAGCGGUAGCUACGGGUGGAGAGAGGAUAGAUGGGAGUGGCCUGGCUCAAACUGAGAGUGUAAACGAGCCCAGACCGACUAGGAUAGACCUCAGUAGUUUACCAACAGAAUUAACUCAGAGUCCUUCCCAAUGGGUGGAGAGGCAGGCCUUGCAGAACCGGGAGUCUAUCGCCAACCGUCUAAGAAGACUCGGGUCAGAAGAUCUAACCUUAGGAGGGUUCUCUGUACCAUCCACAGUCUGCAAUAACACAAUCACCUUGAGUGCCAAAGAGUUCCGUAGUCAUUUCAAGCCCAACGGUCAGCCUAAGCGAGACGAGCUGGUCCUUGUCCCACCCUCUGGUGUCAGACAUAGUCCAAGGACCCGGUCAUCGGCAGCUGGACAUCACAACAAUGGGCCAUCUGUCCAGGAGCUGAUGGAAACAGGGUUUUCAGAUUCGCUUAAACUCAAAUAUCAUGGCAUGCACUUCUGCAGGGAAACACCCGAUUCUCAGAGCAUAGAUCUAAAGAUGAUGCGUGUCCAGCAGCGCUGCAUUCGUCAGGAGAUGGCCUGUACUUUCACCUCUCAUCUUAACCAUCCUACCCUCGCCAUCAGGAAAAAGAGGAAACAUUCAGACUCACCAAGCACACAGAAGGUAUGUUUACCCCUUUCAUGACACGAUUGACUUUUAGGGCUCAACUGAUCACAUAUUCUUCAAAUUGAUAACA
Strongylocentrotus purpuratus (purple sea urchin) is the source of this 2561-nucleotide messenger RNA. RefSeq names its product mdm2-binding protein. Gene Ontology annotation, cellular component: kinetochore. The record is from RefSeq and is a predicted model, not a curated record. NCBI's taxonomy places the organism in Eukaryota, Metazoa, Echinodermata, Echinoidea, Camarodonta, Strongylocentrotidae. Bases 71 to 2509 code for a protein of 812 amino acids. Gene Ontology annotation, biological process: traversing start control point of mitotic cell cycle; regulation of protein ubiquitination; protein localization to kinetochore. The transcript is spliced from 13 exons.